CCCGGUAGAGCCACUAGAGGUAAGAAACACGUGCGAUUAGCAUUGGUGUGGAGACGAGUAUUUGUCAAGUUUUCUGCAGUCGGGAAUACAAACAAAAAUGGGCACAAAGAAAAUGUCGUUGACCGAGUUCAUGGCGGACCCUAGUCUGGGAACGCCCUCCUGGAUUGAGGACGACUUCGAUAUCACGAGCACGUUGAACUCGAACCCGUUCAAGCCGGCGGCCCCGUCGCCGUUCGGUAACAGCGGCAACAAGAGCAACCUUUUUGAGCGGAGCCAUAACGGCUUCGGCAUGCGAGAAGCCCGCAACGGCGACUUCCACGAGCCCGGCGCCGGCACCUCGUGGCGAAGCUCGGCGAUGCCCCGAGGAGGGCAAUCCCACAACUACAAGAACUCGAACAUCAUUGUCUUUGACAACGUGCCUCCCUUCUGCACCCGCCAGUUGAUCAAGGAGUUGUUUGAGUCAAGAUACACCAAGUUGGAAAAAUGCCACGUCUUGCUCGACCCGUCUGACCCGACCCACAAGAAGAAGAUCGCAUUUGUUUUCCUGUACACGCCGCAAGACAUGCAGAAGGUGUUGAAGUGGAACGGAAUCAACAUCGAGAGAUCGAGGAUCAUCAUCGACUCGGCCUCUUCCAACGAGUUCCAGGCGAUCUUGCAGUUCAACCACGAGCUUAACUUCGACGAAGACCUGGAGGACAAAAGGAUUGAGGAUGAGCAGAAAGAACAGAGAGAGCAGCGGUUGAAGAGACAAAUGAGCCCAACACCUAUCACAGCAACAAAUACACAGCCAAGUAUACCCAAAGUGAACCCAUUUGGAAACGCUAAACCUGUUGUCGUCCCGGAGAUCCCAAUCAUUUCCGAAAGCACGAAAGAAAUCGCCAAGGUUCUCGACCAGGCUUCCAAACCGAGCGGCGAACCUCACCGUGUCCAGCCAAAGGUCAAUCCUUUUGGGAAUGCCAAGCCGGUUCUAGUGCCGGAAAUCCCAAUAAUAUCGGAAAACACAGCAGAGAUAGCACGAAAGCUGGAGCUGAAGGUGGACUCGUCGAAUAAAAGCAAUAGGGCCAAUUCGAUCUCUAAGUCCCCAGUGAGGGCACCUGUCCACCCAAAGCCUAAUCCCUUUGGAAAUGCUAAACCUGUCGACACGUUGGCAAAACAGCUAGAAAUUGAGAAGAAAUUGACAAAAGCUGCAGUGAACGAAACUACGUUCGAUAUGACGUUGAUCCACGGGAAAAAAAAUAAGGAGAAGGCUGUUGCAGCGGCAGCGGCAACAGAGAAAGAGAAAGAGAAAGAGAGUGAUGGAAAAUCCCACAGUCCAGGGUCUCCGGUUAAAAUAUUGAGGAGGAAGGAUUCUGUUGGAAGCGGUGCAGUUGACAGGAGAAGGGAUGUUGAAGAAUCGAAAUCACCGUCUUCCUCGUCAUCUUCGUCCUCUUCGGGGAAAGGAUAUAAAACGACGUCUGGAUUCGAAAGAAGAAUUGCCAGAGAUUUGAGUGAGGAGGAGUAUGAACAGGAGAUGAAAAAGCGUAACGAACUACGUAGCCACUCUGCUGGCAAGGAGAGAGGACGAGGAGCAAGUAGACGAAUGUCGGCAGGCCGCUUUGGCAACAAGCAGCGACACAAUGCCCCACCAGGCAUGGCUGCCCACGGCGGACACGGACACGGUGUGUCAGAUAAUCAUGAUGGUACUCCGCAAGAACCAUAUACCAAGUCCGUGGAAAAAGGCAAAGAUGAAGAAGGGGAGGAAGGAGCCGGAGAUGAGAAGCCGUCUGACGGUUUCGAGAACUACGUCCAGCACGAGCACAACAACGAAGAGAAUGUUGAACCAGCCAAUCUCGAUGCCGUCAGUGGCGCUGGUGAGCGGGCUGCUUCCGACGCCCAAAACAAAGAGGAGGGCAAGCCUACAUCUUCGGAGGAUCACAAUUUGACGAAGGCCAGCGAAGAAACCCCGGUUGGAAUCGAAGAAAGAGGGGAUGCCAGAGAGGCCGGUGCCGAAAGUCCAUCUUCUCCCUCCUCUCCGUCGACGGCAGCGAUGUCCAGAGGCCGUGGCCGGGGUCAUGGUGGCCGUGGUGGAGGACCCAGAAGGGGGCGUGGCGGACGUGGAGGCCGUGGCGACUAUAGUGAGUCCGGCUGGGGCCGUGAGGGGUAUGGCGGCUAUGUACGUGGUCGCGGCAGAGGGUCCAGCAACCGCAGUCGUGGCGGAUACAACGGCCGGGGCGGGUAUCGGAACCUCGUCUACCACAAGCCCACCACCGAGGCUGGGGCCAAAGAGGGCUCCAAGGAAGGCGCCGAUGCGAACACGGAGCCAAGGACAGAAGCUAGCGCAGCAGUCCCAGCUACUGCGCCUGCAAAGACUGAGUGAACGUUGCAAUGCUGUAAUGCAGCAAGAAGCUCCUUGAACGAGUAAUGUGUAAUAAAGUGUAUAGUUAGUUUGUGUUGUGUUAAUUGGAUCCCAUUCCAGCGGAUCCUGCCUGUCAAAAAAGAAAACCCC
This is a messenger RNA of Pichia membranifaciens NRRL Y-2026, 2485 nucleotides long. RefSeq lists its product as hypothetical. The coding region runs from base 98 to 2356 and encodes 752 amino acids. The transcript has 2 exons. NCBI's taxonomy places the organism in Eukaryota, Fungi, Ascomycota, Pichiomycetes, Pichiales, Pichiaceae. Gene Ontology annotation, molecular function: RNA binding. The record is from RefSeq and is a predicted model, not a curated record.